AUGUCUGACGCAAAAGCUUCCGGCGCCCAGCCUAACCUUGCCGCUCUGGCGAGCAAGAACUCGCAGACCAUUCGUCGACGAGCGGCACAGCAGGCAGCAGCAAAGCCCAACUCGACACGAGCCGCCGGUGCCGGUGGUUCGUCCUCGACUAUGAUGCGUCUAUACACUGAUGACAGCAAGGGUCUCAGCGUUGACCCUGUCGUUGUGUUGGUUCUCUCGAUUGCUUUCGUCUUCUCGGUUGUCUUGCUUCACAUUAUUGGCAAGUUCAUGAGGUGGUUCUCCAAGUAA
Molecule: messenger RNA, 288 nt
Organism: Ustilago hordei
Lineage: Eukaryota; Fungi; Basidiomycota; Ustilaginomycetes; Ustilaginales; Ustilaginaceae
Product: putative protein transport protein sec61 beta subunit
Exons: 3
Coding region: 1-288 (95 amino acids)
Biological process (GO): intracellular protein transport
Cellular component (GO): Sec61 translocon complex
Source: RefSeq, a predicted model, not a curated record